Somion occarium is the source of this 1615-nucleotide messenger RNA. Lineage: Eukaryota; Fungi; Basidiomycota; Agaricomycetes; Polyporales; Cerrenaceae. The record is from the annotation of a GenBank genome assembly.
ACCUUCAAUCUUACAGACUAAUUGGGAAGCGCUGAUGGUGCUGUCGGCGGCUACUGGCACAUGCAUCGACUUUUGAAGCUAUCUGUUUGAGCGAGUUUAUCCAAGUCCUCCUCUCUGAGUUUCGCAACGUUUGCUCCUACGUUUCUUUCAAGGAUGCUGUGCAAUGAGAAUAGUCAGCCCUUAGGCUUGAUUAAUCCCGGAAGAUGUGAAGUUAAGUCGCUGAACACCGCAUGAGGACCCGUCUUCACGGCAGCAGUGCUCCCCGACGAGGUCGGCACACCGAUUGCAUUGUUGGUGUAUGCGAGGCUACCCGGCAGGUGAAAUUUAUAAAAGCUGGGGAAUAUCAAUUUUCUGGAAUGUAUCAGCUUCCUCCUAACCAAACGACAUGAGACUUCUUCUAACAGGUGCCACUGGCGUCGCUGGCCUCAGCAUAUACCGUGCAGCACUGUCCGACCCUGCUGUAACAAGUAUCACUCUUCUACUUCGUCGUUCAUUCCCGGAAUGGGCUGUCCUUCCUCCCAAUGCCACCGAGAAGACCCAGACCAUCAUUCACUCUGACUAUGUUUCCUAUUCACCGGACCUUGCAUCGAGUCUGGCUCAACACGAUGCGUGUAUCUGGGCGAUGGGGAAGGCUUCCUCAGGCAUGUCAGAGGCUGACUACACUCGACUGACCUAUGACUACCCUAUGGCGUUCAUCAAGGCAUUGAGAGAUGCAGGUGCGGGUGCUGAGCGCAAAAAGGGUGAAGAGUUCAGGUUGGUUUAUAUUAGUGGGGAGAUGGCGGACCCUACGCAGACCAGUCGGCAAAUGUGGGCUAGAGUAAAGGCCGAGCCGAGAACGAUCUCACUGCAUUCGCUGAUAACACGCCAGGGUUUGCGAUGCAUAUCUUGCGUCCUGGGUACUUUUUCCCUUCAAAGGACUACCCAGCAGAUCGUACAAACCAACGUGGAACUGUGGCCCAUUAUGUUGACCGUGCCAUGGCACCGAUAUACUCCACGGUAUUACCCUCCUUUUACACGCCCAUUGACACUCUGGCUACAGUCGGGGUCGAGGUCGCCAAGGGUCAUUGGAAGGACGUUGUUUUAUUCAGGAACAAACUCAUACGAGAGUUAAGGGGUCAAAGUUGAUCUGGGCCUCAUCCUUCUGCUCGCUGUAAUACGAUACCCGUCACGUUAUGCUCGUCACUUUUGUGAAUCAUGUCCCACUCAACUUUUUAGAUGACUAACGGUGCAUUGUAUAAGAGAGGUGAGGAUUCGAGCACUCGUUGCUACUGUUUUCGCUACCGGUGUUACGAUGAAUUGAAAGGUACGCGGGCAGGUACGUCGGCAGAUACGUGGUUUGGUGCGGUUCUCUGACGACCGUCUGGUCUAUCCGUCAAGCCUCGUUAUAUGCACAUGUACGAAGUGUCUCUGCAGCCGCACCACGGGAAAAAGGCGUGUGGACUACGCAUUCCGAUUAUGGUGACUAGCACCUUUGGGUGAAGAAGGUUGACGUUUCAUACUACUAGGCUCAUAGUAGCAUCUUCCUUUUUCCACGUUUCGCUUUUCUUCAGGUCUAUUCAGGUCUAUGGUUGAAGAUGUGUUGUCAAACGAAAGAUAAUGCUACGCUUGAAACAUC